Molecule: messenger RNA, 3052 nt
Organism: Cyprinus carpio (common carp)
Lineage: Eukaryota; Metazoa; Chordata; Actinopteri; Cypriniformes; Cyprinidae
Product: calreticulin-like
Biological process (GO): protein folding
Cellular component (GO): endoplasmic reticulum; endoplasmic reticulum membrane
Molecular function (GO): calcium ion binding
Source: RefSeq, a predicted model, not a curated record
GAGCCACGGAUAAACCGAGCGCAGCAGAGCGCGAGCGCGAGACGGAGAGAAGGAGCGUGCGGGUUCAUUCCUGACAUUAACAAAAAUGCAAAUGAUUACAUUAUUCCAGAUCGUUUCUGCCUUAUUAUUGGCACUGGCUGCCAAUGCAGAGGUGUACUUUAAAGAGCAGUUUCUGGAUGGAGAUGCCUGGAAGAGUCGAUGGCUGAACUCCGAGCACAAGUCUGACUAUGGCCAGUUCAAACUGACUGCUGGAAACUUCUACGGAGACGCUGAGAAAGACAAGGGUCUGCAGACCAGCCAGGAUGCCCGUUUCUACGCCACCUCCGCCCGCUUCGAGCCCUUCAGCAACGAGGGCAAACCUCUGGUGAUCCAGUUCACCGUCAAACACGAGCAGAAGAUCGACUGCGGAGGCGGAUACGUUAAAGUCUUCCCGGCUGAUCUCAACCAGGCUGACAUGCACGGAGACUCCCAGUAUUACGUCAUGUUCGGGCCGGAUAUCUGUGGCUACAGCACCAAGAAGGUUCACGUCAUCUUCAACUACAAAGGCAAGAACCACCUCAUCAAGAAAGAUAUCAAAUGCAAGGAUGAUGAAUUGACUCACUUGUACACACUGAUUCUGAAUCCGGAUCAGACGUACGAGGUGAAGAUCGACAACGAGAAGGUGGAGUCCGGCUCUCUGGAGGAGGACUGGGACUUCCUGCCCCCGAAGAAGAUCAAGGACCCCGAAGCCAAGAAACCUGAGGACUGGGACGACCGCGCCAAGAUCGACGACGAGACGGACACCAAACCUGAGGACUGGGAUAAGCCUGAGAAUAUUCCCGAUCCAGACGCCAAGAAGCCAGACGACUGGGAUGAGGAUAUGGACGGAGAGUGGGAACCCGCCGUGAUCCCAAACCCGGAGUAUAAGGGUGAGUGGAAACCCAAACAGAUUGACAACCCUAACUACAAGGGCCUCUGGGUGCAUCCUGAAAUCGACAACCCUGAAUACACUCCGGAUGCUGAGAUCUACAAAUUCGACAACAUUGGAGUCAUUGGGCUGGAUCUCUGGCAGGUGAAGUCCGGCACUAUAUUUGACAACUUCUUCAUCACAGACGACGUGAAGGAAGCUGAGGAUUUCGGAAAUGAAACGUGGGGUGCUACAAAGGGUCCCGAGAAGAAAAUGAAGGAGGAACAGGAUGAGAAGAAACGCAAAGAGGAGGAGGAGGAGAAGAACAAGGAGCAGAGCACAGAAGCAGAUGAGGGGGAGGAGGAGGAGGAUGAAGGCGAGGAGGAAGAGGAGGAGGACGAGGCAGACGAGUCUCCAGAGGAGGAAGGAGACAAUGAUGCGCUUCCCAAAGACGAACUGUAACGCAGGAAGUAGAUUACCAUCCACAUUCCGUGGUUGCCAGGGAAACGACUGCAGUGCAUUCAUUCUAAACGCGGCGCUCUUAGAGAGGGCGAUGACGUCGUGAUGAUGUCAUAGAGGGCGACCGGCAGUCCUCAACCCAUAUGUUUAAUUUGUGACCAUUGACCCUUAACGAGCCAGUUUUUUUUUUGUUAUUGAUUUUUUUUGUUAUUGAAGUUACCAGGAGUCUUUUAAUGCUGAUCUAUGAUCAGUUCAUUGUGCCUUUCAUGUUUGUAAAAUCAAUGCCCAUAUUAGUACAUGACGAUGGUGUUAGCUUGAAGGAACUAGACUAAAAUCAUGAAGUUUACUUGAAUUACAGUUAUAAUUAUGGAAGCCCGUUUUCACCACGGAGUACAAAAAUAAAAAAAGAUCAUUUUUAGCGACGUUUAGCUCACAAUUCAGACGACUUCAUGUAAUUAUUGGUUUAUAUCUCACAAUCGGGACUUUUUGUCUCAGAGUUCGGAGGAAAAAAAAAGUAAAAGUUGUGAGAUUUAAACUUAUAAAACUUAGAAAAAAUCUGAAUUGUAAGAUUUAAACUCGAAAUUGUGAGAUGUAAACUUGAAAUACUGAAAAAAAAGUCAAAAUUGUGAGAUUUAAACUCAAAAAUGCGAGAUAUAAAGUAAAAAUUGUGAGAUAUAAACUCAUAGCUCUGAGAUAAAAUUCUGCAUUGUGAGAAAUCGUAUUUAUCUGAAUUUUUUUAUUCUGUGGUAGAAAAAAAAACAAUUCAGAAAAUCCGAAAACUGCGAUUUAUAUCUCGCAAUUCAGACCAACUUUUUUUUUUUUUUUUUUUUUUUUUUUUUUUUUUUUUUUGUGCGAAAUGAAGUCUGAACUGUGACAUAAAAAGUCAAAAUUAUAUUUUUAUUUAUUUUUAUUUUUUUCUGUAGUGGAAACGGACUUCCAAACACAUUAAAGAAUGUUACUGGGAUGUUACACAGCUUGAACAGUUGUUUCUCCUCAUCGCAGAAAUGUGAUGAAACGGAAGAAUGGAGGAUGGUGAUUUUCGCCCUAUUGUUAUUAAUAAGAGAUUAAUCCGAUCACAGGCUGGGUUUCAAACUCUAGUCCUCAUUUCUGAAACAUGAGCAGAACAAAAUCAUGUUUGGGUAGAUUAUUGCAGGAAAACACAACGAUAUACACAAAUUCAUUCUGCUUGUAUUUCAUCAACGAGGACUGAUGAAUGUUUGUUCUGUAGUGCAAAAGAAAUUUACAACGACGUAAUGUUCCCUUGGCACUGAAGAUUUAGUUUUGUUCUGUAACCGCAGCAUGUGUGCUGUGGUGGUUAUCAUAUGAAUCUCCUAAACAAGAUAUUCAGUAAAAUUCCUUUUAUUUUCCAGCUCUAUUUAUUACAAAUGUCUUGCAGUUUGAGUUUGUUUUACCCUUUCAGAUUAUCAGUGGCAGUCGCAUUUGUGAUGUUCAGUUUGAAGCUGAUGUAAUUAUUAUUAUUUUUUUUAUAUAUAUAUAUAAAAUCUUUUGUUACUUGAAAAUAAAUGAGCUACAAUAAGGGAUGUGGUAAUAGUUGCAGAGAUCUCAAGGCUGCAUUAAAAUACACACUGUGAACUAAAUCCUAAAUGUUCAAAUUGGAUUAAUACUGAAAAUCCUGUUUAGUGACAUUAAACCACCUUUUUACAUGUUGAGAAAGUUGCCAAAGUUUUAAUAAAUAACUUUAUUGUA